AUGCCAUUUGCGCAACUCGUUCUCGGCAGCCCGGGCUCUGGAAAGAGUACCUACUGCGAUGGCAUGCACCAGUUUCUGGGCGCCAUCGGGCGAGCCUGUUCUGUCGUAAACCUCGAUCCCGCCAACGACCAUACAAACUACCCUGUGGCACUCGACAUUCGCAAUCUGAUAAAGCUUGAGGAAAUUAUGAAAGAUGACAAGUUGGGACCUAAUGGAGGCAUCUUGUAUGCCCUUGAAGAGUUGGAACAUAAUUUUGAGUGGUUGGAAGAAGGAUUGAAAGAGUUUAGUGAAGACUACAUUCUCUUCGAUUGUCCUGGACAAGUGGAACUAUAUACACACCACAACUCUCUGCGAAAUAUCUUCUACAAGCUCCAGAAGAUUGGGUUCAGGCUCGUCUGCGUCCACCUCUCAGAUUCCUUCUGUUUGACGCAACCUUCAUUAUACGUGUCGAACGUCCUCCUAUCCCUCCGAGCCAUGAUCCAGAUGGACAUGCCACAUAUAAACAUUCUCUCCAAGAUCGACAAAGUCUCUGAGUAUGACGAACUUCCCUUUAAUCUCGAAUACUAUACAGACGUGGACGACCUGACAUACCUGACGCCCCAUCUCGAGACCGAAUCGCCCGCUUUGCGGAAUAAAAAGUUUGGCAAGCUCAACGAGGCCGUUGCAAGCCUGAUCGAGAACUAUGGUCUGGUGCGUUACGAGGUUCUGGCUGUCGAAAACAAGAAGAGCAUGAUGCAUAUCCUCCGCGUUAUUGACCGCGCUGGUGGAUACAUCUUUGGUAGUGCCGAAGGUGCCAAUGAUACGGUCUGGUCGGUCGCCAUGAGAAGCGAGUCGUCCAUGUUAGAGGUACAAGAUAUUCAGGAGCGAUGGAUCGACCAGAAGGUGGAAUAUGAUGCGAUGGAGCAUGAGGCCGAGGAGGAACAGAGGCGCAUCCAGGAGGAACAAGCCAUGGAGAUGGAACAAAGCCAGCCUGCCCAAGGAUAG
Molecule: messenger RNA, 984 nt
Organism: Fusarium sp. VM40
Lineage: Eukaryota; Fungi; Ascomycota; Sordariomycetes; Hypocreales; Nectriaceae
Source: the annotation of a GenBank genome assembly